GCAGGUGCCCCCCCUACCUCGGUGCGUCCCGCGGGGUCUCCCACCCCGGGGUGCACGGGCGGAGGGCGCAUCCCCCAGACCCUGGGGCCCCCAGGAGUGGACCCGCGAGGCGCAGCCCCCACCUCUGCGACCCCGGGGGGGCGACCGGGUGGGAGCCCCCUCCCCACGCUGCCAAAGUGCUCCGAAGUUGCGGUCCCGCCCGUUCCCUGCGGGCAGUGCCCACCGGUGGACAACCGCAGGUGCUUCCUCCGGGCCUGGGCCCACAAUGCCCCGCUGAGCCAGCCCAGCUGCUGAGUGGAACCAAGCAGAGAGAAUCCAAUGGAGGGGUCUCUGGCGGGCAGCUUGGCUACACCGGAUCGUCCCCGAGGCCCAGAGAGACUGCCUGGCCCGGCGCCAAGGGAUAACAUCGAGGGUGGGGCCGAGGCUGCUGAGGGGGAAGGUGGCAUCUUCCGGUCUGCCUGUUACCUGCCUAUCACCAAGGAGGGCCCCCGAGACAUUCUGGAUGGCAGAGGUGGCAUCUCUGACGGGCAGCCCCAUCCCGACCUCAGCGAAGCCCUCCCCCGUGCCACCUCCACCACCCAUCGGAUCAGCAGCUGCUGCUGGGAUGGAGGCAGCCUGGACUUCCGGCCGGGCUCCCCACCACCCCAUCUCUUGGGCCAUUUCCCAGGCACCCCUGAUGUCCGGGGGCCCUGGGAGCACCCCCUUGUCCAGGAGGCUGGGGAGGGCAUCCUUUCUGAGCAGAGAUUCGAGGACUCAGUCAUUGUGAGAACCAUGAAACCACACGCUGAGCUAGAGAGCUCUAGAAGGUUCUUGCACCACCGGGGGGAUCCAAGGAUCUUGGAGAAGCGCCCGCGGGGCGGCCCCAGGUUUGACUGGCUCCAAGAUGAGGAUGAGCCAGGGUCCCCCCAGGAUGCAGGGCUGCCCUUGGACCUGCCUGCCCAGCCACCACCCCUUGCCCCCUUCAGAAGGGUGUUCGUGCCAGUGGAAGACACCCCGAAGACGCUGGACAUGGCAGUGGUGGGUGGCAGAGAAGACCUGGAGGACCUCGAGGGGCUGGCCCAGCCUUCCCAGUGGGGCCUACCCACGUCAGCUUCAGAGGUGGCCACGCAGACCUGGACGGUGAACUCGGAGGCAUCUGUAGAGCGGCUACAGCCGCUACUGCCUCCCAUCCGGACUGGGGCCUACCUGUGUGAGCUGCUGGAGGAGGUGGCGGAAGGGGUGGCCAGCCUGGAUGAGGACGAGGACGAGGAGCCGGCUGUGUUCCCGUGCAUCGAAUGCAGCAUCUACUUCAAGCAGAAGGAGCACCUCCUGGAGCACAUGAGCCAGCACCGCCGAGCCCCAGGCCAGGAGCCUCCUGCGGACCUGGCCCCGCUGGCCUGUGGGGAGUGCGGCUGGGCCUUUGCCGACCCCGCCGCCCUGGAGAGGCACCGGCAGCUGCACCAGGCCUCCCGGGAGAAGAUCAUCGAGGAGAUCCAAAAGCUGAAGCAAGUGCCAGGGGACGAGGGCCGGGAGGCGCGGCUACAGUGCCCCAAGUGCGUCUUUGGCACCAAUUCCUCCAGGGCCUACGUGCAGCAUGCCAAGCUGCACGUGCGUGAGCGCCCAGGCCAGACGGCCAAGGAGCCUUUUGGAGGCAGCAGCGGGGCUGGCAGCCCCAGCCCUGAGACCGGCACCCUCCUCUAUCAGCCCUACAGUGCUGCUGCUGCGGGCCUCAGUGCCUGCAUCUUCUGUGGUUUCCCAGCGCCCAGCGAGAGCCUGCUCAGGGAGCACGUGAGGCUGGUGCACGCCCGUCCCCACUGGGAGGAGGACAGCGAGGCUUAUGAGGAGGACCCUGCCAGCCAGCCAGGCACUAGCCAGGAUGCUCACGCCUGCUUCCCUGACACUGCCGUGGACUACUUUGGCAAAGCUGAGCCGCCCUUGGCCCCCAUGUGGCGGGAGAACACUACUGGAUAUGACCCCAGCCUGGCCUUUGGUCCAGGAUGCCAGCAGCUGGGCAUGAGAGAUUUCCCGCUGUCAAAGCCACUCCCGCAUGGCAUGGGCCAGAGGCCUCUUGGAAGGCUGGCCUUUCCCUCGGCGCUAGCAUCCACCCCCUACGCCUUACAGCUUGGGAGAAACAAAAGCACCGUCCACCCACAAGGGCUGGGGGAACGGAGGCGCCCUUGGAGCGAAGAGGAGGAGGAGGAGGAGGAGGAGGAGGAGGAAGAGGAAGAAGAAGAGGAUGUAAUGCUGACCUCCGAGAUGGACUUCUCCCCACUAGCCACCCCCAGCCUCAUCCCGCAGCCGGCCCUGGAGCUGAAGAGGACCUUCCAAGAAGCCCUGCAGGCAGCAGAGGCCACGCAGGAGCAGCAGCAGCAGCUCCGAGGGAUGGUGCCCAUUGUGCUGGUGGCUAAGCUGGGGCCACAGGUCAUGGCAGCGGCCCGGGUUUCCCCAAGGCUGCAGCCCGAGGAGCUGGGGCUGGCGGGUGCCCACCCCCUGGACCUCCUGCUCCUGGAUGCGCCGCUGGGCAGCCCCCUGGGGCUGGACACACUCCUGGAUGGCGACCCAGCCAUGGCACUGAAGCACGAGGAGCGGAAAUGCCCCUACUGCCCCGAUCGCUUCCACAACGGCAUCGGCUUGGCCAACCACGUCCGGGGCCACCUGAACCGCGUGGGCGUCAGCUACAAUGUGCGGCAUUUCAUCUCGGCCGAGGAAGUGAAGGCCAUUGAACGCAGGUUCUCCUUCCAGAAGAAGAAGAAAAAAGUGGCCAACUUUGACCCAGGAACCUUCAGCCUGAUGCGUUGUGACUUUUGCGGGGCUGGCUUUGACACACGGGCCGGCCUCUCCAGCCAUGCCCGUGCCCACCUGCGUGACUUUGGUAUCACCAACUGGGAGCUCACCGUCUCACCCAUCAACAUCCUGCAGGAGCUGCUGGCCACCUCUGCCACUGAGCAGCCCCCCAGUCCCCUGGGCCGAGAGCCUGGGGGUAUGCCUGGCAGCUUCUUGACCUCCCGUCGGCCCCGCUUACCUCUCACCGUGCCCUUUCCACCCACCUGGGCUGAGGACCCUGGGCCAGCCUAUGGAGAUGGCCUGGGUUCUGAGGAAAACGCAAUGGUGGCCAUGGACUUGGGCUCUCCCUCGCUCCCUAAGAAGAGCCUGCCUGUCCCUGGGGCCCUGGAGCAGGUGGCCAGUCGGCUGAGCAGCAAAGUGGCUGCAGAGGUUCCUCAUGGCAGCAAACAGGAGCUGCAGGACCUCAAGGCCCAGAGCCUGACCACCUGCGAGGUCUGCGGCGCCUGCUUUGAGACCCGAAAGGGCCUGUCCAGCCACGCACGCUCCCACCUGCGGCAGCUGGGAGUGGCAGAGUCGGAGAGCAGCGGCGCACCCAUCGACCUCCUCUACGAGCUUGUGAAGCAGAAGGGCCUGCCCGAUGCCCACCUUGGGCUGCCCCCGGGCCUGGCUAAGAAGUCCAGCUCGCUGAAGGAGGUGGUUGCCGGGGCCCCGCGGCCCGGCUUGCUCACCCUGGCCAAGCCCUUGGAUGCCCCUGCUGUCAACAAAGCCAUCAAGUCGCCUCCAGGCUUCUCGGCCAAGGGCCUGGGCCACCCGCCCAGCUCUCCGCUCCUCAAAAAGACACCACUGGCCCUGGCGGGCUCCCCUACCCCUAAGAAUCCUGAGGACAAGACCCCCCAGCUGUCCCUGAGCCCCCGGCCGGCCUCCCCAAAGGCACAGUGGCCUCAGUCUGAGGAUGAGGGGCCCUUGAACCUCACUUUAGAUAGUGACGGGGGCAGAGAGCUGGACUGCCAGCUGUGCGGUGCCUGGUUUGAGACCCGAAAGGGCCUGUCCAGCCACGCCCGUGCCCACCUGCGCCACCUGGGCGUCAGCGAUCCGGACGCCAAGGGAUCCCCCAUAGACGUGCUCCACGGGCUCAUCAGGAGGGACGGCGUCCAGAUCCGCCUCCCACCCAGGCGCGGCGCCCUGGCCCACCUGGGGCGGCCGCCUCCCACCUCCGCGGCCCUCUCCUUGCUCCCCCCCCCACCGCCGGCCAAGAAGGCCAAGCUGAAGGCCGCGGGUAUGGCCAGCCCCUGGGGGAAGCAGGACCUCUCGGCCGCCGCAGCCGCCGGCAUUUUCUGGGCCUCUGAUGUGGAGCCGUCUCCUCUCAACCUCUCCUCAGGCCCAGAGCCAGCGCGAGAUAUCCGUUGCGAGUUCUGUGGUGAGUUCUUCGAGAACCGCAAGGGCCUCUCGAGCCACGCACGCUCCCACCUGCGGCAAAUGGGUGUGACCGAGUGGUACGUCAAUGGCUCGCCCAUCGACACGCUGCGGGAGAUCCUGAAGAGACGGACCCAGUCUCGGCCUGGCGGACCUCCCAACCCACCAGGGCCAAGCCCAAAAGCCCUGGCCAAGAUGAUGGGUGGCGCAGGUCCUGGCAGCUCACUGGAAGCCCGCAGCCCCUCGGACCUUCACAUCUCACCCUUGGCCAAGAAGUUGCCACCGCCACCAGGCAGCCCCCUGGGCCACUCACCAACUGCCUCUCCUCCUCCCACGGCCCGGAAGAUGUUCCCAGGCCUGGCUGCACCCUCGCUGCCCAAGAAGCUGAAGCCUGAACAAAUUCGGGUGGAAAUCAAGCGGGAGAUGCUACCAGGGGCCCUUCAUGGGGAGCUGCACCCAUCUGAGGGUCCCUGGGGGGCGCCACGGGAAGACAUGACACCCCUGAACCUGUCGUCCCGGGCAGAGCCGGUGCGCGACAUACGCUGUGAGUUCUGCGGUGAGUUCUUCGAGAACCGCAAGGGCCUGUCGAGUCACGCGCGCUCCCACCUGCGGCAAAUGGGUGUGACCGAGUGGUCCGUCAAUGGUUCACCCAUCGACACGCUGCGAGAAAUCCUCAAGAAGAAAUCCAAGCCGUGCCUCAUCAAGAAGGAGCCACCGGCUGGAGACCUGGCCCCUGCCUUGGCUGAGGACGGGCCUCCCACUGUGGCCCCUGGGCCCGUGCAGUCCCCACUGCCGCUGUCGCCCCUGGCUGGCCGGCCAGGCAAAUCAGGCGCAGGGCCAGCCCAGGUUCCUCGAGAGCUCAGCCUGACGCCCAUCACUGGGGCCAAGCCCUCAGCCACUGGCUACUUGGGCUCAGUGGCAGCCAAGCGGCCCCUGCAGGAGGACCGCCUCCUCCCAGCAGAGGUCAAGGCCAAGACCUACAUCCAGACUGAACUGCCCUUCAAGGCAAAGACCCUUCAUGAGAAGACCUCCCACUCCUCCACCGAGGCCUGCUGCGAGCUGUGUGGUCUUUACUUUGAAAACCGCAAGGCCCUGGCCAGCCACGCACGGGCACACCUGCGGCAGUUCGGCGUGACCGAGUGGUGCGUCAAUGGCUCGCCCAUCGAGACACUGAGCGAGUGGAUCAAGCACCGGCCCCAGAAGGUGGGCGCCUACCGCAGCUAUAUCCAGGGCGGCCGCCCCUUCACCAAGAAGUUCCGCAGUGCUGGCCAUGGCCGUGACAGUGACAAGCGGCCGUCCCUGGGGCUGGCACCUGGGGGCCUGGCUGUGGUCGGCCGCAGUGCUGGGGGGGAGCCAGGGCCUGAGGCUGGCCGGGCAGCUGACAGUGGUGAGCGGCCUCUGGCAGCCAGCCCACCAGGCACUGUGAAGGCCGAGGAGCACCAGCGGCAGAACAUCAACAAAUUCGAACGCCGACAAGCCCGCCCUCCAGAUGCCUCUGCAGCCCGGGGAGGCGAAGAGACCAAUGACCUACAGCAGAAGCUGGAGGAGGUGCGGCAACCCCCACCCCGAGUCCGGCCGGUUCCCUCCCUGGUGCCCCGGCCCCCACAGACAUCACUUGUCAAGUUUGUGGGCAACAUCUACACCCUCAAAUGCAGGUUCUGUGAAGUGGAAUUCCAGGGGCCCCUCUCCAUCCAGGAAGAGUGGGUGCGGCACUUACAGCGGCACAUCCUGGAGAUGAACUUCUCCAAAGCGGACCCCCCACCUGAGGAGUCCCAGGCCCCGCAGGCACAGACAGCGGCGGGAGAGGCUCCCUAACACAAAAGCAUUCCAGAUCCCCUCUUGUGCCACCUCUGUCUCCUCUUCUCUGUGCCCUCAUCCCUCUUCCUCUUUCUUUCUGUUUCCAAAGGAGCAAGCCAAAACCUCAAAACGGCGCCCCUUGGGGGCCGGGCACACUACAGCCAGGGCGCCGGGAGCCAGCUAGCCGCCCUUCCCCCAGCCCAAGGACUCUGGGGCCACAGGGUGUCUUCCUUCAGCCCAUGCCCACCUGGUCCAGCAGGGGCAGCAACCAGGUCUCUGGUGGCAGCCGAUUUGGUCACAGGGGAAGACAGCACUCCUCCGUCUAGCAGCCAGGCAGGGCGAUGUCUGCCAUCCGUGGCCAUUUGCAAAGACCCCAAAGACCCCUGUUCUGGGUCACUCUCGCCCCCAUGAAUAUCCUCUCACACGCAUGUACAUGCGAACACACACAUGCACCUCGUGAGACCUGGGAUCUGCUCCGGACCCCCAGUUCCCGGGUCAAACGACCACAUCAUGCCACGGUGCUUGCUCAGGGGAAGCCAUGCUCCCUCUGUGGGGCCUGCUGGGGCCUGGGAGCCCCUCACUGAGCCCACAAUGCCACGGAAAUCCUUGUGGGCUGCCCCCCAGAGGGGCCUUCCCAGCUGGGAAGAGCUCAGAGCUGACAGCUGCCUCCUGCCAUGUCAAGGCCCCCCAAAGAGCCUCAGGGGCUCUGGGGCCCUGGAGGGUGGGGUGGGGGGGUGGGACUUUCCUCCCCCACUCCUGCCUCCUCCCCCUUUUCACUGUUGCUUUCUAUGUAUAGCUCCCUAGACCUUUCACUUUUUUAAAAACGCGUUUUGUGUAGAGAAUAAGGAACGUGGAUCUUUUUAUUUUGCAAUCCUGGGCCAGCUAGAAGCCGGGAGCUGAUUGACCUUUUAACUUUUUUCAGUGGCCACAUUUUGGUUAUUGAUGUACCUAGAAGUAUGUAAAUUAGAUUAAAUUUCUCUUCUGGAAACGCCCCGGGGCAGGCGGCCAGCGUGUGUUUUUCUGUCGAGUGGACAGGCUGGCAUUGGCUGGCAGCCGGGACUGGGAUCGGGGCCUCCUCUGUGCAGAGCCAUGGAGGCCCUGGGUUUUCCCGUUGGCUGCCAAGCCGACCAGAUGCAGCAGGGGAUGAGCCCAAGUUCCUUUAAUGCCAUGGCUGGUGUGGGGGCUCUGGCUGGCUGGUCAAGUGGCUACAGUGAGCAGACAAACCAGGGUUCUGGGUAGCCCGUCUGGGAAGGGAGCCAGGAUCAAGAAGCAGUUGAGGCUGAAGGAGCUUAUCAAGGGCAGCAGCUACCAGUGAGGGUGUCAGGGACCCGCUGGGAGCAUUUGGGGGGGCCAGCAGGGGUGUAGAGAGCUGGAACUCUCCUGCUUUCAAGAUGUGACUUCUAGUUAAGACACGUGCACCCGACUCGAGAAAUGCGGGGAAAGGAGGAGCUGCUGGCUCUUUGCGAUGUUAUUUAUUUUCUCACUCUGCAAAUGUUUAUUGAACAUUUCUGAGAUUUUAAGAGAUUUCGUUGGCUGCUC
Molecule: messenger RNA, 7512 nt
Organism: Sapajus apella (tufted capuchin)
Lineage: Eukaryota; Metazoa; Chordata; Mammalia; Primates; Cebidae
Gene: WIZ
Product: WIZ zinc finger
Exons: 13
Coding region: 319-5991 (1890 amino acids)
Biological process (GO): regulation of transcription by RNA polymerase II
Cellular component (GO): nucleus
Molecular function (GO): RNA polymerase II cis-regulatory region sequence-specific DNA binding; DNA-binding transcription factor activity, RNA polymerase II-specific
Source: RefSeq, a predicted model, not a curated record